This is a messenger RNA of Chaetura pelagica (chimney swift), 639 nucleotides long. RefSeq names its product receptor (G protein-coupled) activity modifying protein 2 (gene RAMP2). The transcript is spliced from 6 exons. The coding region runs from base 1 to 639 and encodes 212 amino acids. Gene Ontology annotation, molecular function: coreceptor activity. The record is from RefSeq and is a predicted model, not a curated record. Gene Ontology annotation, cellular component: cell surface; membrane; signaling receptor complex. Gene Ontology annotation, biological process: protein localization to plasma membrane; G protein-coupled receptor signaling pathway; receptor internalization. Lineage: Eukaryota; Metazoa; Chordata; Aves; Apodiformes; Apodidae.
AUGAUGCUCCUUGGGGUGCGGCUUCUCGGCUUCCUGCUCUGCUGCCUGUGCCUUUCUCUGCUCCAGCGGUGUAAGGGCAGCCCGGGCCCGCAGCUGCUGGCGCAUGGGGACACCAACUAUGGGGACCUCAAGGAUGAAGGUCACUAUCUGUACUUGGAGAAGGAUGCAGCACUCCUGGGGACCGGGCUGUGCCACACAGGCACCAAGGAGGAGGGCUUUGCCCAGGAUGCCAGGACGAGCCCACCCGUGGCCGUGGUCAACUGGACAGCUCAGCUCGUGGAGGAGACGUACACCAACAUCACGCAGCAGUGCUGGGAGUUCUUCGUCGACCUGAUGAGGAACGUGAGGGUGCCGGAGCUGUGCGAGUGGAAAGUCAUCAGCAGACCCUACAGCCUGCUGCGGGCCUGCCUGGAGGCCUGGGCUGACCGCCUGCACUACGGCUACCCCAACGCCCUGGCAGAGCAGUACAUCUUCCAGAGCCACCACCGCUACUUCCACAACUGCACCCUGGAGCACCAGGUCUACUUCGACCCGCCCGAGGACGUGCUGCUGGCCAUGAUCAUUGCCCCCAUCUGCCUUAUCCCGUUCCUGGUCACCCUGGUGAUCUGGCGCAGCAAGGACGGAAAGGCCCAGCCCUAG